GAACUGCGCGCUGUUUUUCGGUGGAUGAGGGGGCGUGGCCUGAAGUUGCAGCUCGCCUGCAGACCAGAACGGAGAGGUUGAGCACCAGCAACAUGGCAGCGCAGGAAGAAUUCUUUGCAGGCAUCACCAAGAUCCCAUACCUGCCCAGUGCCGGGCCUGGAGAGGUCAUGUGCUUCAAACACUAUGAUGCAGAGGAGGUGCUGAUGGGGAGGAAGAUGGAGGACUGGCUGAGGUUCUCAGUCUGCUACUGGCACACGUUCUGUGGAACUGGCGCUGAUCCAUUUGGCUCUCAGACGCUCCACCGGCCCUGGAACCAAGGGUCUCCGAUGGAAUCGGCCAAGAGGCGACUCUGUGCCGCUUUUGAGUUUUUCACCAAGCUUGGCGUCAAAUAUUACACAUUUCAUGACAGAGACAUUGCUCCCGAGGGCUCCACGCUGCAGGAGUCCAACAUGUACCUGGAUGAAAUAACCGACCUGGCCCUCCAGCUGCAGAGCCAGACCGGGGUCAAGGUGCUCUGGGUCACCUGCAACCUCUUCGCCCACCCAAGGUACAUGAACGGUGCGGCCACCAACCCCGACUGUCAUGUUCUGGCCUGCGCUGGUGCUCAGGUCAAGAAGGGCCUGGACGUUGCCAAGAAGCUGGGGGCAGAAAAUUUUGUGUUUUGGGGAGGAAGAGAAGGGUUUCUCUCCAUCCACAACACGGACGUUGCUGCUGAGCUGAAGCACAUGGCCAACUUCUUCAAAAUGGCUGUCAAGUACAAAGAGGAGAUUGGGUUGAAGUGUCAGUUUCUAAUUGAGCCGAAGCCUAAGGAGCCCUGCAGACACCAGUAUGAUUAUGAUGCGAUGAGUGUGAUCGGAUUCCUGCAGCACUAUGGCCUCGAGAGUCACUUCAAGUUGAACAUCGAGCCCAACCACACCACCCUGGCAGGACACUCCUACGAACACGACGUCGUCAUGGCCUCUGCGUUCGGCAUGCUGGGCUCGGUCGACUCAAACACGGGCUCCCCUGACCUGGGCUGGGACACAGACCAGUUCCCCAUGGACAUCAGGAACACCACCAUGGUCAUGAAGACCGUCGUUGAACAAGGCGGUCUGCAGCCUGGGGGCCUCAACUUCGACGCCAAGGUGCGCAGAGAGUCCACGGACCUGGAGGACCUGUUCAUCGCUCACAUCGGAGCCAUGGACGCGUUCGCCAGAGGGCUGAGGAACGCAGCGCGCAUCACCGAGGACGGGGUCGUGGCCGGUAUGGUGAAGGAGCGAUACUCGAGCUUCAGUCACGGUCUCGGGCGGAAAGUGGAGGACGGCUCUGCCACUUUAGAGGAGCUGGAGGCCUUCGUCAGGCAGAAUGGUGAACCCAGUGUCUCAUCAGGGAAGCAAGAAAAAUAUGAAUCUAUCUUCAACCACUACAUAUAAUAAAAAAAACCUGGCCUUCCUGUGUUUGCGAAUGACCUUUGACCUCAAACAAAAGUUGUGGAGAUGAAACACACAUAUUAAAACAUGUAGAGCACUAGAUUCAUCCCACUGGGAUUUACAAUUAUUGCACUCCAACUAUAAGGAAGUGUAACUAGAGACACUGUGUGGAGAUGGAAUGUCUCAGUAUCUGAGUUAUGGACUAAUUCAAUGUAACAUUUUUAAAAUGUUUGCGUGUCAAUAUUCAUCACUGGUGCGAUGAAAGUGUCACCCUGCGUUUGAUGUAACAAGGCAAUAUUCAUAUUGGCUGAUGACUAAUGUGAAAACAUGAUUAUGUAAUAAAACAUCAUGGGAUCGUA
Scophthalmus maximus (turbot) is the source of this 1768-nucleotide messenger RNA. Its product is annotated as xylose isomerase. The transcript has 14 exons. The record is from RefSeq and is a predicted model, not a curated record. Gene Ontology annotation, molecular function: xylose isomerase activity. Gene Ontology annotation, biological process: carbohydrate metabolic process. Lineage: Eukaryota; Metazoa; Chordata; Actinopteri; Pleuronectiformes; Scophthalmidae. The coding region runs from base 93 to 1412 and encodes 439 amino acids.